AUGCCACAGACCUUCUUCCAGGAACAGGAAUUUGCCUAUCCAUGGCAUCAGACUGCCAAUGCCGUCUGGAACAAAUACCCAAACCCACACGCAGACCACGUCGUCUCAGUCGACGUACUCGACCAAUCCUUCGAUCCCAACUCCGGCCAACUUCGCACAGAACGGAUCAUCGGUGUUCGUCAAGGCGCUCCCGGUUGGCUCGUCCGUCUCGUCGGCGCAAGCGAAGACACGUAUGUUCGAGAGAUAGUCAUGGUCAACCCUUGGACAAAACAGUUCCAGAUGACAAGUACGAACUUGUCGCUCUCCCAAUACAUGCUGGUUAAAGAGUACAUCACAUAUACACCGAAAGAGAAUCGCCGAGGUUUGGGGGAAGGGACCAUGCUCAAUCAGGUUGCCGAUAUUAGUUGUACCGGAUUUACAGGGAUAUUGUCAGGAGCGGCGAGAAAGGUGGAAGAGUGGUCGUAUAACAGGUUUAGAGACAAUGCUGGGAAGGGAAGGAGUGGGUUACAGAGCGUGUUGGAUUCGCUUUAUGGGUUGGCGUCACCUUUCUCAGCGUGA
This is a messenger RNA of Ustilago hordei, 558 nucleotides long. RefSeq lists its product as uncharacterized. Gene Ontology annotation, biological process: phospholipid transport. Gene Ontology annotation, cellular component: mitochondrial intermembrane space. The transcript is spliced from 2 exons. Gene Ontology annotation, molecular function: phosphatidic acid transfer activity. Lineage: Eukaryota; Fungi; Basidiomycota; Ustilaginomycetes; Ustilaginales; Ustilaginaceae. The coding region runs from base 1 to 558 and encodes 185 amino acids. The record is from RefSeq and is a predicted model, not a curated record.